This is a messenger RNA of Bicyclus anynana (squinting bush brown), 1213 nucleotides long. It is a transcript of the gene Rpn8, whose product is annotated as 26S proteasome non-ATPase regulatory subunit 7. The transcript has 2 exons. The record is from RefSeq and is a predicted model, not a curated record. Gene Ontology annotation, molecular function: protein binding; metallopeptidase activity. Gene Ontology annotation, biological process: proteasome-mediated ubiquitin-dependent protein catabolic process. Bases 160 to 1140 code for a protein of 326 amino acids. Lineage: Eukaryota; Metazoa; Arthropoda; Insecta; Lepidoptera; Nymphalidae. Gene Ontology annotation, cellular component: proteasome regulatory particle; proteasome complex.
CUGAUGGUGAUCUGUGAUGAUGACUGUCAGAUUUGAGAUUAGGCUUUUGUGAUCGGUAAAUGUAAAGAGAAUUUGUGUUAUUUCUUGAAAGUAAAACUUUGUCGUGUUUGAAUAUCUAUAUCAACAUACAUAUACUGAUAUAAAUAAUAUAAUACAAAAAUGCCUAGUCAAGAAGUCGUAACCACCAAAGUUGUGGUUCAUCCACUUGUACUUCUAAGUGUUGUGGAUCAUUUCAACCGUAUGGGCAAAAUUGGUAAUCAAAAGCGUGUUGUUGGGGUACUCCUCGGGUGCUGGAGGGCCAAGGGAGUUCUGGAUGUCUCGAACAGUUUUGCAGUUCCCUUUGAUGAGGAUGACAAAGAUAAAUCUGUCUGGUUCUUGGACCACGAUUACUUGGAAAACAUGUACGGCAUGUUCAAGAAAGUAAAUGCCCGUGAGAAGGUAGUUGGCUGGUACCACACUGGACCUAAGUUGCACCACAAUGAUGUGGCAAUAAAUGAGCUCAUCAGACGUUAUUGCCCUAACUCAGUCCUAGUGAUCAUAGAUGCUAAGCCUAAAGACUUGGGUUUGCCUACAGAAGCUUAUCAGGCGGUUGAAGAGGUCCAUGAUGAUGGUAGCCCUACUACUAGAACAUUUGAGCAUGUACCUAGUGAAAUUGGUGCUGAAGAAGCUGAGGAAGUUGGUGUAGAACAUCUCUUGAGGGAUAUCAAGGAUACUACUGUGGGCAGUCUAUCUCAAAGAGUCACAAAUCAACUGCUGGGGCUUCGAGGACUCCAUUCACAACUGAGUGAAAUCCGAGAUUACUUAGUUCAGGUUGGCCAGGGUUCCCUGCCGAUGAACCAUCAGAUUAUAUACCAGCUGCAGGAUAUAUUCAACCUGUUACCUGACAUUACCAGUGAUAACUUUGUUGACAACCUUUAUAUUAAAACCAAUGAUCAAUCCCUUGUAGUUUAUUUAGCUGCAUUAGUAAGAUCCAUUAUAGCCUUGCACAAUCUUAUCAAUAACAAAAUAACUAACAGAGAUGCGGAAGAGGGUAAAAAGGAUGAAUCUAAGGACAAAAAGGAGAAGAAAGACUUAAAAGAAGAUAAUAAAGGAGAUGAGAAAACAAAAGAGAAGAAAGAAAAAGAUGAGAAGAAGAAGUAAUUUAGAAUCAUCACUAUCUUAAGUUGUUUGUAAUGCUGAAUUAUUUUAAUAAAUUGUAUUUACUAAUUCACAA